Messenger RNA from Fusarium sp. VM40, 1104 nucleotides. Lineage: Eukaryota; Fungi; Ascomycota; Sordariomycetes; Hypocreales; Nectriaceae. The record is from the annotation of a GenBank genome assembly.
AUGGCACCAGAAUUGAGAAAGCGAAAGUCUGCUUCUGACAUUCAGAAGCCCAAUGGCGCUGCCAAAGCUGCCCAGCCCAAGCGAAAAGCCCCUGAGGAGUCGUCGCCUGUGUCGCUGAAGAAGCAGAAGUCUGUCAAGAAGACCACUGUCACAAAAAAGACCGCCGUAAAGCCGGCGCAAAAGUCCAAGAGCAAGCCCGUCGAGGAAGUCAAGGUCGUCGAAGAGGAAACCACCAUACUCGAUGUCCCCGAUGAGUCCGAAUCAGAGGCCGAGGAGGGCAAGGAGGUCCAGGCGAUCGUGAAGGAACUCGACUCCGGCGACGAGGACAUCACCGAGGGCGACGCCAGCUUCCAGCCCGGACAAGAUGUGGGCAAGAUCCCCGAGGUUUCCAAGGACGUUCAGAAGCCCUCCAAGGGCUACAAGCCGGAGCCUGGUGUUAUUUACAUUGGUCGCAUUCCCCACGGUUUCUACGAGCACGAGAUGAGACAGUACUUUGAGCAGUUCGGUCCCAUUGUUGCUCUGCGACUUUCACGAAACAAGCAAACCGGUGCCAGCAAGCACUACGCCUUCGUUAAGUUUGCUGAUGCUGCUACUGCUGAGAUUGUGUCCAAGACCAUGGACAACUACCUCCUGUUCGGCCACAUCCUCAAGUGCCGCGUCAUUCCCAAGGAGCAGGUCCACGACGAUAUGUUCAAGGACGCCAACCGGCGAUUCAAGAAGGUCCCCUGGAACAAGAUGGCUGGUAGCAAGCUCAACAAGCCCUUGACCGAGUCCGCUUGGGCAAACAAGGUGUCAAAGGAGAACUCUAAGCGCUCAAAGAAGGCUGCUAAGCUCAAGGAGAUUGGUUACGAGUUUGAGGCUCCUGAGAUGAAGGAUGUGCCAGCGCCUGCGGCCAUCGGGAACGGAGAGGAGACCAAGGCCGUUGAGGAUGCGUCCGCUGAGAAGGAAGAGGCUAAAAUUGAGGAGGCCAAGGUCGAAGAGCCCGUUGAGGUUGUCGAGGCAGUUGUCGAAGAGACUGAGGUCGUGACCAAGCCAGCCCCCAAGGCCAAGGCCGCUAAGGGCAAGGCAACAAGAGCAAGCAAGGGCCGCAAGGCAAAGGCUUGA